Molecule: messenger RNA, 5128 nt
Organism: Coccidioides posadasii C735 delta SOWgp
Lineage: Eukaryota; Fungi; Ascomycota; Eurotiomycetes; Onygenales; Onygenaceae
Biological process (GO): DNA-templated transcription
Cellular component (GO): RNA polymerase I complex
Molecular function (GO): DNA binding
Source: RefSeq, a predicted model, not a curated record
CUAGCAGCGGGGGAGAGAGGGUCGCGAUUGAGAGCUAAUCCCAUUCAUAGAAGCAAUGGCGAGCUUUACUCGACCCGUAUCUUCCACAAUCAGUGGAGUGGAUUUCGAAGUCCUUUCCGAUAACGAAAUCAAAUCGGUAUCAGUGAAGCGCAUACACAAUACGCCCACUCUCGAUUCGUUCAAUAACCCCGUCCCUGGAGGUCUAUAUGACCCGGCUCUUGGUGCAUGGGGUGAUCAUAUAUGCACAACAUGUCGAUUGAAUGCAUGGUCUUGCGCUGGCCACUCAGGCCACAUUGAGCUGCCGGUUCACGUUUAUAAUGUUACAUUUUUUGAUCAGCUCUUUCGGCUCUUAAAAGCUCAGUGCAUUUACUGCCACCGAUUCCGAAUGUCGAAGAUCCAGAUAAAUACAUACGUUUGCAAAUUGCGGCUUUUGCAGUAUGGUUUGGUGGAAGAGGCUUCGACGAUUGGGACAAUGGAGCUCCGAAAGGGCAAACAUAAUAAAGGGGAUGGCGAGUCUGACAGCAGUGAGGACGAGGACGAAGAAGAUCUUAUUGAUCGCCGGAAUGCCUAUGUCCAAAAAUGCAUCUCCGGUCUUGCGUCUUAUAAGACGAGACAGAACUAUAUGAAAAUGGCAAAAAAUCCGGCAGCGGCAGAAAUGAGGAGAAAUUUAGUGCGCGACUUCCUAAAAGAUGUUGCAAAUGUCAAAAAAUGCGCUUCUUGUAGUGGCAUUUCUCCUCCAUAUCGAAGAGAUAGGUACUCAAAAAUCUUCCGUAAAUCUUUGCCGCAAAAAGCCAAAGCUGCCAUGGUUGCCGCUGGCUUUCAGAUUCCGAACCCCCUCGUUUUGAUGGAGGAGGCCAACCGUCUCUCCAAAAAGCACAAAACGAUACAAAACGAGGACAGUGUCAAUGGAAUUAUUGAUGAUGGCAAUAUCAGUGUUAUCACUGAGACACAUGGCGCUGAGCAACAAGUGUCAAUGGGAAAUGCAGUUUUAGCAGCAGUCGAGGACACGGAAUCGUCGGAAGCCGGUGGUCAACUAGACGAUUCUCAGCAGUACAUACCAUCAUCGGAAGUCUAUGCAUCUGUGCGAUUUUUAUUUGAGAAAGAGCAGGAGAUAUUGGAUUUGGUCUAUGAUUCAAGGCCCGGCUCAGGGCGGCGGUCUCAUGUGAACGCCGAUAUGUUUUUUAUCAAAAACCUACUCGUGCCCCCCAACAAGUACCGCCCGGCCGCACAGCAAGGUCCUGGUCAAAUUAUGGAAGCCCAGCAAAAUACUUCCUUCACUCGAAUUUUAAAACUAUGCGAUCAAAUCAACCAAAUCAGCCGAGAGAGGCAGGGUGACAAUGGUGAAUCGAUAUCACGGAUUCGAAGUUAUCGUGAUCUCCUCCACGCAAUUGUACAGUUGCAAGAUGCUGUCAAUAGUUUAAUUGACCGUGACAGAAAUCCUGCGCAAGGAGCAGCAGGUAUUCAGAAUGAGGACGGUAUCAAGCAAAGGCUAGAAAAGAAGGACGGCCUGUUCAGAAAGAACAUGAUGGGAAAACGUGUCAACUUUGCAGCCCGAAGCGUCAUAUCCCCCGAUCCAAAUAUCGAAACGAACGAAAUUGGAAUUCCUCUUGUCUUUGCCAAAAAGCUUACCUAUCCAGAGCCGGUGACGAAUCACAAUUACUGGGAGCUCAAGCAAGCGGUGAUCAAUGGUCCAGAUAUCUAUCCUGGUGCUGCAGCUGUCGAAAAUGAACUCGGACAGGUUGUCAAUUUGAAAUUCAAGUCUGUCGAUGAACGUAUUGCAAUUGCAAAUAUGCUUCUAUCUCCAUCAAAUUGGAAAUUGAAACGAUCGAGGAAUAAGAAAGUCUAUCGACACCUAACAACUGGAGAUGUAGUGCUGAUGAACCGACAGCCAACACUGCAUAAACCAUCCAUAAUGGGACAUCGUGCUAGAGUAUUAACUGGAGAAAGGACAAUUCGAAUGCACUACGCCAAUUGCAACACAUAUAAUGCAGACUUUGACGGUGACGAAAUGAACUUGCAUUUCCCUCAAAAUGAGAUUGCACGAGCUGAGGCCAUGCAACUGGCUGAUACAGACCAUCAAUAUCUUGUCGCAACUUCCGGAAAGCCUCUCCGUGGCCUAAUCCAAGAUCAUAUUUCCAUGGGAACUUGGUUCACAUCUCGGGACAGUCUUUUUGACGAGGAAGAUUACCACCAGCUUCUUUAUAGCUGUCUGCGGCCAGAGAACUCGCACACAGUUAGCGAGAAGAUUGAACUUAUGCCACCUACCAUUCUUAAGCCUAAACCAAGAUGGACCGGGAAGCAGAUUAUCUCUACCAUUUUAAAAAAUAUUACUCCCGAAAAUCGAGCUGGUUUGAAUCUAAUAGGCAAGUCCUCCACGCCAGGAGACAGAUGGGAGAUAGGCUCUGAAGAAGGCAAAGUUAUCGUCAAAGACGGAGAGCUACUGUGUGGUAUAUUGGACAAGGCCCAGCUUGGGCCUAGCGCCGGUGGUCUUAUCCACUCGGUUCAUGAGGUUUUUGGGCAUGUUGUUGCCGGGAAGCUCAUCGGUAUUCUGGGACGACUGCUUACUAGGUUCUUGCAAAUGCGCGCCUUUACUUGUGGCAUGGAUGAUCUUCGGCUGACCAAGAAGGGCGAUGAAGAGCGUAAAAAGCAACUGAAGAGGGGUGACAAUCUUGGCCACGAGGUUGCCCUCCAGUAUGUUACCCUCGACGAGAGCCCCGUUGAGGAUAAAGAGACCGAGUUGCAAAGGCGACUGGAAGAUGUACUUCGGGACGAUGAAAAGCAAGCUGGCUUGGAUAGCAUGUUCAACUCCAGAACAGCUGGACUUUCAUCCGAUAUCACGGCUGCUUGCUUGCCUUCUGGCCUUGAAAAGCCUUUCCCAUGGAAUCAAAUGCAAGCCAUGACGGUGUCUGGUGCUAAAGGUUCAGUGGUUAAUGCAAACUUGAUUUCCUGCAAUUUGGGUCAACAGGUGCUGGAAGGCCGUAGAGUGCCAGUUAUGAUUAGUGGGAAGACCUUGCCAUCCUUCAAACCGUUUGAAACCAAGCUUGUGGCCGGUGGUUAUGUCUCUGGUCGUUUCCUUACUGGAAUCAAGCCUCAAGAGUAUUAUUUCCACGCCAUGGCCGGACGAGAAGGACUUAUCGACACUGCGGUUAAGACCUCUAGAUCCGGGUACCUCCAGCGCUGUUUGAUCAAGGGAAUGGAAGGUUUGAAAGCAGAGUACGAUAACUCAGUGCGGGAUACUACGGACGGAACUCUUGUGCAAUUCCUUUACGGAGAAGACGGUUUGGAUAUCACGAAGCAAAAGCAUCUUCAAGAUUUCAGUUUCUUAGCUCAGAACUAUUUGUCCAUCCUUUCACAAGUUAAUGGCAUGGACGAGUUCAACAAAGUCCAUAGCGAAGUUGCUGCCAAGUGGAACAAGAGCGCCAUCAAAAAGGUUAAAAGGACUGGGCAAGUGGAUGCUAAGGACCCAGUCCUGGCUCAUUAUCAUCCAGGAGCUAAUUUCGGAAGCACAUCUGAAUCUUUUGCUACUGCCCUUAAAGAGUACGAGAAGAAGAAUCCCGACAAGCUUUUAAAAGACAAGGGCCAAGGAAUCGAUGGCAUCUCUAAAAAGGACUUUGAACAUAUCAUGAACAUGAAAUAUAUGCGUUCGGUGGUGGAUCCUGGUGAAGCCGUUGGAAUUGUUGCCGGGCAGUCUAUUGGAGAGCCAUCUACUCAAAUGACGCUGAAUACUUUCCAUUUGGCUGGUCACUCCGCGAAAAACGUCACGCUUGGUAUUCCUCGACUUAGGGAAAUUGUCAUGACGGCUAGUACUCAGAUCCUAACCCCGACUAUGUCUGCCAAUUUUUAUGAGCAAGUUUCCACCAAAGAUCGGGAGCUAUUUGCCAAAGGCAUUAGCAGACUUACUCUUGCCGAGGUUGUUGAUAAACUCUCGGUCCAUGAGCGGAUAUCCAACCGGGGUAACGUGAAAGCGAAAGUUUAUGAUAUCCAUAUUAACUUCUUCCCUGCUGAAGAGUAUACCCAAGAGUACGCUAUCAAAGUUCAAGAUGUGCUUGAAACAUUGGAAAAACGAUUCGUUCCGAAACUUGUCAAGCUAACAAGGGCGGAACUCAAGAAACGAACAAGCGAGAAGUCCCUCUCUGAUUUCUCUGCUGCUCAGCCAGAAAUUGGAGCUUCUGUCGGAGUCGUCGAAGAAGGCCCACGAAAUACUGAAGGAAGAGAGGCCGCCAAUGACGAUGAUGAAGAUGAAGAUCAAGACGAUGCGAAGAGAGCAAGAUCGUCGCAAAACAGGUCGAACCAAGUUUCAUAUGAAGCCCCUGAUGAAGAUGACCAAGACAUCAUUCGGCGCCAAGAUAGCUCAGAGCUAGACUCCGAAGAUGAAGAUGAGAGCAGCGAAAACAAGGAGAAGAGACCGGCAUCAGGUGAUGAAGACGUCGAGAUGAAAGACGCUUCUGAUGUGGAAGAUGAGGACAAGGAACGCGAGGAAUCGAUCCGAGACAAACAUGCUGAAGUCACUCGAUUCAAAUUCGAUCCCAAGAAAGGCACGUCGUGCAUUAUCCAACUUCAGUAUGACGUCUCAACGCCCAAGCUCCUUCUGCUGCCUCUUGUAGAGAACGCCACUCGCGCAGCCGUUAUCCAAUUCAUCCCCGGCCUUGGCAGCUGCACAUACGUGCCCGAAGAAAGAGAUACACCGGCCCACAUACUUACUGACGGUGUCAAUCUCCUCGCUAUGCGCGAUUAUCAGCACAUUAUCAACAUGCACACCCUGUACAGCAAUUCCAUUCACCACAUGCUUACACUCUAUGGUGUUGAGGCAGCGCGUGCAAGCAUUGUUCGCGAAAUGGACUCCGUUUUCAAGAGCCACAGCAUUGCCGUGGAUAACCGCCAUCUGAACCUCAUUGGCGACGUGAUGACUCAGAGUGGAGGAUUCCGCCCAUUCAACCGUAUGGGCAUUGUGAAAGACAGUACAUCACCGUUUAUGAAGAUGAGUUUCGAAACUACUGUACGAUUCUUAAGGGAUGCAGUCCUAGAGCGUGACUGGGACAAUCUUGCUGCACCUAGUAGCAGGAUUGUCAUGGGAAGAGUGAGCACUGUUGGUACUGGGUCUUUUGACGUUCUUGCGCCAGUUGGAUAA